Clavispora lusitaniae ATCC 42720 is the source of this 1752-nucleotide messenger RNA. RefSeq names its product 1,4-alpha-glucan branching enzyme (gene GLC3). Gene Ontology annotation, molecular function: cation binding; 1,4-alpha-glucan branching enzyme activity; hydrolase activity, hydrolyzing O-glycosyl compounds. Gene Ontology annotation, cellular component: cytoplasm. Gene Ontology annotation, biological process: glycogen biosynthetic process. The record is from RefSeq and is a predicted model, not a curated record. NCBI's taxonomy places the organism in Eukaryota, Fungi, Ascomycota, Pichiomycetes, Serinales, Metschnikowiaceae.
AUGUCAAUAACCGAUCACAAAUCUCUCAUCAAAGGAGCCUUGGACUUGGAUCCUUGGUUAGAGCCUUAUUCCCACGCACUUAUCAGUCGUCAAUUGCAGCACAAGCAAUGGUUGGAGACUUUGCAAAAGUCGGAAGGUAGCCUUGCCAAGUUUGCUUCUUCUUACGAAGAGUACGGUGUUCACGCUGACCCCAGCACGAAGAAUAUCGUUGCUGUAGCAUAUAUUCCGGAUGUGGUGCUGGUUUCGCUUGUGGGUGACUUUAACGAUUGGAACACUGAUUCACACAAGUAUGAAAAGGUGAACAACUUUGGGUUGUGGAAAUUGGUUCUUCCUCCUGUCAAUGGGCACUAUGCUAUAGAGCACAACUCCCGCUACAAAAUCUCGAUGGUCCUUCCUUCCCAGGAGCGGAUUUUCCGUCUUGAUCCUUGGGCUCGGAGAGUGACCCCUUCCACCGAGAGCACUUUAUAUGAAGGCCGCUUCUGGAACCCCGAGGAGGCUUAUCAGUUCAAAAACACGAGACCCUCUUUUGCUAAAAAUGACGGUUUAAAGAUCUAUGAGGCACACGUGGGAAUCUCGUCCCCAGAACCGAAGAUUGCCUCUUACAAGGAGUUCACGACAAAUACUCUUCCUAUCAUUCACAAAUUGGGUUACAAUACAAUCCAGUUGAUGGCAGUUAUGGAACAUGCAUACUACGCUUCUUUCGGGUAUCAGGUCACCAAUUUCUUCGCUGUCUCGUCCCGUUUUGGAACUCCUGAAGAUUUGAAGGAGUUGAUUGAUGUAGCCCAUGGCAUGGGAAUCCGUGUGUUGCUUGAUGUGGUCCACUCUCACAGUUCAAAGAAUGUGGAGGAUGGUUUAAACAUGUUCAAUGGUACUGACCACUAUUUGUUUCACGGUGGACCAAGGGGAGCACACGAUUUGUGGGACUCGCGCUUGUUCAAUUACUCUAACUAUGAAACGUUGCGCUUCUUGUUGUCUAACUUGAAAUUCUUUAUCGAUGUCUAUAAGUUUGAUGGGUUUAGGUUUGAUGGUGUCACUAGCAUGUUGUACAAGCACCAUGGUUUAAGUUACGGCUUCAGUGGUGACUACAAUGAGUACUUCAAUCAAGAUUUGGUUGAUGAAGAGGCUAUCACCUACCUCAUGUUAGCACACACUUUGCUUGGCGAAUUAAGUGCUAAAGAGAACAACUUCUCCUUCACUUCUAUUGCUGAAGAUGUGAGUGGAAUGCCAACAUUGUGCUUGCCCAUCUCCUCCGGAGGCAUUGGUUUUGACUACAGAUUGUCGAUGGCAAUUCCCGAUAUGUGGAUUAAGAUCUUGAAACAUUUGCUGGACGAUGAGUGGGAUUUGGGUAAUAUUGUGUUUAACUUGACAAACAGGAGGUACAAGGAAAAGUGUAUCAGUUAUUGCGAGUCUCACGACCAAGCCCUCGUGGGUGAUAAGACUCUUGCAUUCUGGCUCAUGGAUAAGGAAAUGUACACGAACAUGUCUGUUCUUUCUCCAUUGACGGAAGUUGUCUCCAGAGGUAUCGCACUCCACAAAAUGAUCAGAUUGAUCACUUUUGCCUUGGGUGGAGAAGGAUAUCUCAAUUUUGAAGGUAACGAGUUUGGUCACCCUGAGUGGUUGGACUUCCCCAGAGAAGGAAAUGGGGAAUCGUACCACUACGCUAGGCGUCAAUUCAAUUUGAUCAAAGAUGAUUUGUUACGUUACAAAUUUCUUUUUUCAGUUCGAUGCUGCCAUGAUCCACUUGGAUACUAA